AUGACAAUUUCUAACUACGUCAACCGUGCACAGGAUCUCAACCUGCCCGUCGGCGUCAUCUAUGGCGACGAUGUGCUGAAGCUCUUCACCUACGCCCGUGAGAAGGGAUUCGCCAUCCCCGCCGUCAACGUCACCUCGUCCAGCACCGUUGUUGCCACUCUCGAGGCCGCUCGCGAUGCCAAGGCCCCCAUCAUCCUGCAGACAAGCCAGGGUGGUGCUGCCUACUUCGCCGGCAAGGGCGUGAAGAACAGCGCCGAGAAGCAGGAGGCCGCUGUUGGUGGUGCCAUCGCCGCUGCCCACUACAUCCGUGCCGUCGCUCCCCUCUACGGCAUCCCCGUCGUCCUCCACACCGACCACUGCGCCAAGAAGCUCCUCCCCUGGCUCGAUGGCAUGCUCGACGAGGAUGAGAAGUUCUUCAAGCAGAACGGCGUCCCCCUCUUCUCUUCGCACAUGAUCGAUCUGGAGCCCGUCGAUGAGAACAUCAGCACAUGCGUCUCGUACCUGAAGCGCAUGGCUCCCAUGAAGCAGUGGCUGGAGAUGGAGAUCGGUAUCACCGGUGGUGAGGAAGAUGGUGUUGACAACACCGGCGUUGACAACGCUUCUCUUUACACGCAGCCCGAGGAUAUUUGGCAGAUGUUUCAAGCUUUCCGCCCGCUCUCGAAGUACUUCUCGAUCGCUGCCGGUUUUGGCAACGUCCACGGCGUUUAUGCCCCUGGCAACGUCCGUCUGCACCCCGAGCUGCUCGGCAAGCACCAGGCCUACGUCUCUGAGAAGCUCGGCGGCAACGACAAGAAGCCUGUCUUCUUCGUGUUCCACGGCGGCUCUGGCUCGAGCAAGCAGGAGUACCUUGAUGCCAUUGGCCACGGCGUCAUCAAGGUCAACGUCGACACUGACUUGCAGUGGGCGUACCUGACCGGUAUCCGUGACUACGUCACCAAGAACAUCGACUACCUCAAGACCCAGGUCGGCAACCCCGAGGGUCCCAACAAGCCCAACAAGAAGAAGUACGACCCGAGAGUCUGGGUUCGUGAGGGUGAGAAGACCAUGUCUACCCGCGUGACGGAGGCCCUCAAGGACUUCAACGCCGCUGGCUCCUUGUAA
Chaetomium fimeti is the source of this 1101-nucleotide messenger RNA. RefSeq lists its product as uncharacterized. Gene Ontology annotation, molecular function: zinc ion binding; fructose-bisphosphate aldolase activity. Gene Ontology annotation, biological process: gluconeogenesis; glycolytic process. Gene Ontology annotation, cellular component: cytosol. The transcript is spliced from 14 exons. The coding region runs from base 1 to 1101 and encodes 366 amino acids. Lineage: Eukaryota; Fungi; Ascomycota; Sordariomycetes; Sordariales; Chaetomiaceae. The record is from RefSeq and is a predicted model, not a curated record.